Molecule: messenger RNA, 880 nt
Organism: Serinus canaria (Common canary)
Lineage: Eukaryota; Metazoa; Chordata; Aves; Passeriformes; Fringillidae
Gene: EIF4E3
Product: eukaryotic translation initiation factor 4E family member 3
Exons: 7
Coding region: 1-558 (185 amino acids)
Biological process (GO): translational initiation
Cellular component (GO): eukaryotic translation initiation factor 4F complex
Molecular function (GO): RNA 7-methylguanosine cap binding; translation initiation factor activity
Source: RefSeq, a predicted model, not a curated record
AUGGCGCUCAGCCCCCCCGAGCGGGACGCGCCGGGGCUGCCGCUGCACUCGCCGUGGACCUUCUGGCUGGACAAGUCACUUCCUGGUACAACAGCAGCUGAAUGUGCAUUAAAUUUGAAGAAGAUAUAUACAGUACAAACAGUGCAGGAUUUCUGGAGUGUCUACAACAACAUUCCUCCCGUGACAAACUUGCCUCUGAGAUGUAGCUACCAUUUAAUGCGGGGAGAAAGGCGCCCGCUUUGGGAAGAAGAAAGCAAUGCCAAAGGAGGUAUAUGGAAAAUAAAGGUCCCUAAAGAAAGUACGGCUGCAGUUUGGAAAGAGCUACUGCUAGCAACUAUUGGAGAGCAGUUUACAGAUUGUUGUGCAGCAGAUGAUGAAGUAAUAGGGGUUAGUGUCAGUGUUCGUGACCGUGAAGAUGUUGUGCAAGUCUGGAACAUGAAUUCCUCUUCAGCAAGUGAAGCAAAAGUUUUAGAAAAGAUUCAUAAACUUCUUCCACACACAUCUUUUAAAACAGUCUUUUAUAAGUCCCACAGAGAGCAUCAUGCUUUUGAAGGCUGAUGUGAAAAGCAUUGAGUGCAUUGUAUGCCAAGAUCAUUUAUUGUUAUUUGGUGUUUUAAGAUGGUCUGGACAAGGAGGAGGAUGGUGGAAGCCCUGCAGAAGUGCUACAUGGUGUUGGUCCUUUUGAGUUUCUGACAUUUCACACUGGCCUAUUGCUACUGAAAAUGAAAAAAACCCUGAACAGUUGCCUUGACCACCAAAUACAUGAUUCAUUGCUUCAUUUUGAGUUGGCAUUUUUAGUUCUUAGCUGUUUCUCUAAAAAAUAUUUUGGCCACUUGUUUGUUCACCCUGAUUAUAUUUGUUCCCAUUUCAAGAUAGUUGG